AUGCACGGUCUUUCUGCUUUGGACAAACAAGUAUUCGGUUAUGUUGAUUUGGGUGCAUCGACGGAGAAUCUGACUGUUGAAGAAAUGAAACACGCUGUUCACGGUUGGAAAUCGAUGGGUGCAAAAGGAAUAUUUUGGGAUGAUGCCGGCUUCGAUUACCGUGUAACACGAGAACGACAAUCACAAAUGUUGGAUUUUUGUCAUGAAUUAAAUUUAGCAUGUAUUAUGAAUGCGUGA
Didymodactylos carnosus is the source of this 237-nucleotide messenger RNA. The record is from the annotation of a GenBank genome assembly. NCBI's taxonomy places the organism in Eukaryota, Metazoa, Rotifera, Eurotatoria, Philodinida, Philodinidae.